This is a messenger RNA of Manis pentadactyla (Chinese pangolin), 9122 nucleotides long. RefSeq names its product zinc finger DHHC-type palmitoyltransferase 21 (gene ZDHHC21). Gene Ontology annotation, molecular function: protein-cysteine S-palmitoyltransferase activity. The record is from RefSeq and is a predicted model, not a curated record. The transcript is spliced from 10 exons. Gene Ontology annotation, cellular component: endoplasmic reticulum; Golgi apparatus. Bases 544 to 1341 code for a protein of 265 amino acids. Lineage: Eukaryota; Metazoa; Chordata; Mammalia; Pholidota; Manidae. Gene Ontology annotation, biological process: peptidyl-L-cysteine S-palmitoylation; protein targeting to membrane.
AAGCGGAAGGGGAGCGCUGCCCGGCCUGGGCGACGGCGCGGCGCUGGACCGGGAGGCGGAGGAGGUGGGGUGGAGGACGGAGGGUGCCGCUGGCGGCCACGGGAGCAGCGGCGGCGAGAGGCGAGCCCCCUGGCGCCGAUUCUCAUGGAGAACUGUUUUUGAGGAGAGAUCCUUUCAUUCGGAUGUAAUUAAAAAAAAUGAAUCAAGAUAAAACUUCUAAGUGCAAGUACCAGAAAAAUUACAACACAUCUCAGUGAAUUCGCAAGUGACAGAGGAGCAGCACUGUCUUCGGUUUGCUGGUUGCUCAGGAUGUGUAAGAGUUUCUGUUUGGCCAUAAGCCACGCCUGUCAAUAUUAACUGACUGGAGUGAGCCUACACUGCAACUCUACCAGUUACUGCUUCUGGGUGUAAUCUGAUUUGGAGUUCUUGGAAGACUACUGUUUUCUUCUCUACAAUCCCCUUUUGUAAGGAUUGGGUGGCACUAAUUUUCACUAAUCAGGUCAUCUUUCCUUGUGGGUUGGCAGGCAGUUGUAGGACUGCACAAUGGGGCUCCGGGUUCACUUUGUUGUUGACCCGCAUGGCUGGUGCUGCAUGGGUUUGAUUGUCUUUGUCUGGUUGUACAAUAUUGUUUUAAUUCCCAAAAUUGUCCUCUUUCCUCACUAUGAAGAAGGACAUAUUCCAGGCAUAUUAAUAAUAAUAUUCUAUGGCAUUGCCAUAUUUUGUCUGGUUGCCUUAGUAAGGGCCUCAAUAACUGAUCCAGGAAGACUCCCUGAGAACCCUAAGAUCCCACAUGGAGAAAGGGAGUUCUGGGAAUUAUGUAACAAGUGUAAUUUGAUGAGACCAAAGCGUUCCCAUCAUUGCAGCCGCUGCGGUCACUGUGUUAGGAGGAUGGAUCAUCACUGUCCAUGGAUUAACAAUUGUGUUGGUGAAGAUAAUCAUUGGCUUUUUCUACAGUUGUGUUUCUACACUGAACUUCUUACUUCCUACGCACUGAUGUUUUCUUUUUGCCACUAUUAUUACUUUCUUCCACUAAAAAAGCGUAACUUGGAACUUUUUGUUGUUAGACAUGAAUUGGCCAUAAUGAGACUAGCGGCCUUUAUGGGCAUUACUAUGUUAGUUGGAAUAACUGGACUCUUUUAUACUCAACUAAUUGGCAUCAUCACAGAUACAACAUCUAUCGAGAAAAUGUCAAACUGUUGUGAAGAAAUAUCGAGGCCCCGAAAGCCAUGGCAGCAGACCUUCUCAGAAGUUUUUGGCACUCGUUGGAAGAUCCUGUGGUUUAUUCCUUUCAGGCAGAGGCAACCACUGCGAGUUCCCUACCACUUUGCCAAUCACGUCUAAACAGAUGGAUGGUGGGCACAGAUGGGUCCUCCAUGCUGGAAGUGCGUUACAGGUUUUCUGAUAAUAGAACUAUGACAGUCUUCAAGUCAAUUAAAAUCCACCCACCAAUCUUAGGCAUCAUAAUGUGCCCCAGGCUUUAUUUCAGCAGUGAUCUUGAUCCUGUUGUGGGACUAAUACAAGAUCUAUAUUUAAGUUUUAAAGCAUGUUUACUUUCAAAUUAGCUUUCCACAGGGAUUUCUUUAAAUGCUUUUGUUAUUAAACUCAAGGGCAGUGAUUGGGAUAAAAUAAUUGUGCAUAAUUUCUUUUAGUACUGAUGUUAUAUAUUUUAAUUUAUGAGAAAUUUCAGAUUUUUAUUUAAAAUUUUCACCUUUCAGCAGUACUAACCAAAUCUAAAUUUAAUACUUCAGGCUUUACAAAAGUUGAUAUACCUUAUAUUAUCUAUAAAUUUUCUUUCUCAAAUACAAUUUAAAAUACAAUAUUUCCUUUUAUAUGUGCUGCAAGAUUUCUUUAAAUGCAGCAGCAUAACAUUGAACAACAAUAAAAAACAAAAGCAACAACAAAAAAGGGGCAGUAUUUUCUUAGAAGUAGCUUUUUAAUGUUUUAUCCUUUUUCUCUUCACCAAAAACAAAGUAAAAACUCCACUGAAAUAAAACCCAACUACCUACCUUAUUUUAAUAAGAGGAAAGAUUAAUUUUUCACCUACGUUAGUGUUCCUAUUUCUUUUCACUCUACUGUUGUAACUAUUGGUUGUUGUUAAAAUACUUGCUCCAAGGAAAAUUUUUGAACAAGUGGGCAUAUAUUUGUAUUUUACCGUAAGAUUUUGAUGAGCAAAAAGGGUAGAGAAUUUGCAAUAAUUCUACAGACACCUUUUCUAGUACAGUUAUAUUAGAGUGCAUAUGUUUUUAAAGUGCUAGUAUAACUAGAUAAUAUAUAAUGUACAGUAUAAAGAGGGAUAUUGUGCUUUUGAAAAAAUAUAUAUAUACUUUCUACUUUCAUUUACCUACUAGUAGAUCUAAAAUUACACACUGAAGUUUAACAUGUAAUAGAUAUUGGCCAACUAAUACUGAAAUUUUAUUUAUAGAAAGUUUCUAUUAAAAGUAACUAUAAUCACCCAAAUUGAAAUUAAAUUUUAAUUUGCCAACUAUAAUUUGGGUUGAGAGAUCUUCUGUUAGUGGCUAAUGUUAGGAAAUGACCUUAAAAUAAGAAAAUAUAAUGAUCUAUAUUCAUCAUUAGCCUUAUACAGAUUUAAAUUGUUAAUGAUAAUGGUCUCUUAGAAAGCAUAGAACAUCUGUGUGAAAACACAUUUAGCAUGCUUUGGAAAAAACUCAGCUUUUAAUUUUUUUCCAUUAGAAUACUGCAAAAUCCAUAUAUCUUUUUAAAGAAGUUUACAUACUCAGUCUUUCCAUUGAAGAGAAGAUUGAAUGGGUCCUAUUGUUCUUAGAGUGCAUCAUUAUUUUCCUUUUAUUUUUGAUGGUAAGAAGUCAUACUUGAGAAAUCAUGAAACAAGGUUUCCAUUAUCAGCCAAUUAACUAUACUGUGGUUACUUCUUUUAGAAAUUGUAAAUACCUUCUAAAUAAUAGAAUAAGCUGUUCUCAGAGAUAAAAAUACUGUAUCUUUUAUGUUCUGAUUACAGUGCUUUAUUAUUUUAAAAACUUAGAAGUGGCAGAUGAAAAUAUUUAUUGGUGCUGAUAGAUGCAUAGUAAAUUUAAUGUGAGAAAUAUAUUUAUAGGGCUUAAUGAACCACAAAAUUAGUAUGUUUAGGCAGUAGGUUGGGUUUUGUGCAAGCUUAACAUAUUGACCAAAUUUGGCCUGGUGACAGAAAUGUUAUAAAAAAGUUAUACAUAGAUAAUGUAGAUAGAUAGCAGUUGAAUGCCUUAUGCUUAUACAUUCCUUUUAAAUGAGGACCUUGAGAAAACAGCAAAGCCAAGUGCAGACCCCCUAAAGAGAUGAAUGGGCAUAUUUAUACUUCAUAUAGUAGCAGUAUCUGGGAGGUCCUCAGUUGCCAACCUUUGCCUCAAUAAGGAGGAAAGGAGUGGUUCUUUUUCCACUCUGAGGGUUUUUGUUUUUCUUAGAUUUACCACUUCACAGGCAUAUUCGCUUCCCUCUUUCUCUUUACCCUACGCGGUCCUGAUCCCUUGUACCUGAUUCCUUUAAGUUACUGGAAUACAAACUAAUAUACUCAGUGAGGCCUAUAUUAAUUUUGUUUGAAUGGCAGAAAUGCUACAUAUCAAUAUAUUUAUAUAAGAAUCUGUAUUAGAGUAUAUACUACAUAUACAUAUGAUGUAACUUUCAGUAUUGCCGAGCUUGCCAACCUAACUGGGUUUUGUGACUCUUGUUAGAGGAGGAGAGGCCCGCUGGCAGUGUUCUAGGGCAUGCAUGAGCUCUAGUGUUCUCUCUGCGCCCUCUUUUGGCUAAUUGAUGUAAUUAUAUUGGCUCUAGAGAUUUGCCCCACUAGUAAAUAGUAUAGACAAAUUCUGAACAUUAUCAGAGCUACAAACUUAGGGAGGGGAGUGUAUGUACAAAAAUUUAAGAUUUUAUGAAAACGAAUGUAUUCCUGUUGAUGGUGUCAAUGUGUAAUUGAUACAAAUAUGAUGACUACUAUUGCUUCAUUUAUGUAUAUUCUUACUAUAUUUUUUACUAUUAAUUGCAAAUUUAUUUCAAAUCAGGAUAAGCAAAUGUAAACCACUUCAUGAAUUUUAUUUUAAACCUUAUUUUGUCAAAUUAGGUUCUAUAACUUAGAAUUAGAAAGCCAUUACUUUGAGUAUACCAAUUUAUUACAAAACAAGUUUAUUGUAGUUAAAAUGGCAAGCAUCUCAUGUGUUUUAAUGAAGAUCUAAAAACAUACAUUUAGUUAUUUUAUCUCAGUUAUGAUUUCUUUUUUACUGAUUCUGUUGCAUUAAAAGAGUAAGAGAUUAAUAAUUCUUUCUAUGCUUUUUUAUAUUGUUUUAAAUUUUCCUAUUCAGUUAUAGCUGUAGCUUUAGUAGUCUGUUUACUAUGUACUGUGGAUAACCCUGAAAAUAACUAAAGAUGUUGAAAGUAAGGAAAUAUUUUUGAGCAGUGAUAUUACUGAUGUAAUCUAUAGGUUGGAUGAAAUAUUUAUAAGCAAAAUUUCAUUUUAAACAAAAUUUAUGCUCAGCAAAAGUAAUGAAUUGGGUUUCUGGAAAUGAAAGAUUUUUACCUAGAUGUUAUAAGUUACACCUCUUGAACAGUUAUAUUUUUGUAGUUCUUUUGUGUAAACAAAAAUGUUUACAGGUUUAAGAUUGUAGGCAAAAAUGGACUGAGUUCAGAAUGCCACAAACAGUAGGCAUUUAAUUAAAGAGCUUUUGAUACUUUGUAACCAAGAUUUAGAGUUUAAAAAUAUUAAGUUAACUGAUAUCCCGUUAUAAGAAAAUAGUAUUUUGCUUAAGAGUUGUAUUAAAAUAUUUGUGGUUAGCAUAAGAGAGAGGUAUAUUUAAGUUUUUAGUUAGCACCUUAGUGUAUUUUAAUAGAAGAAAGCAUAAUUUACUUUUAAUAGUAAUAGAGAAGUAGAGAACAUGAACAUAUGUAAAGUUCAGUGUUACAAUUGAAACUUCUCAGAGUGAACAUCAGUGAAUUGUUGCUAAUUGCUUAAGGUAUUUUUCUCUAAGGAUUUUGGCUAAUUUUAACUAUUCCUCAUCAGGCUUUUUCAAGCCACUUCCAUACAAGUAAUUAGUUGAAGGUAUGUUUCAUCCAAAGUGGUAUAUAUUAAUUCUGAAUGCUAAUCAUGAAGACUUAGGGCGACACUUCCAACCACGAAUUGUGAAGUAAUUAGAUUAUGGCCACACAAUUUUCUGUGUGUUAGAUCACAGGGCAGUUCAAGUGUUCUCACGUGUUGUAAUAAAAUCAAAAUAGGUCCAGCCCUCGUUUGCAAUGGUGUUAAUAGUAAAAAAGCUGCUAGUCUCUCCAUGGACUUUUCUCUGGUGUCAAACCACUUCCCUUGUGCUUUGUGUAUAAAUAGAUUACCUAACUCAAGUUUACUAAAAUAUUGCUGCUUCACUGAAUAAGGUUUUGACAUGACCUCUACUAAACAUUGACAUAUGUAGAAUUUAUUUGGUAAAGUUUACACUUACAAACAUUAAAUAAUUUACUAAUAGAUUAGAGUAUUUGACUUUUAAUUCUCAUCUACUAUUAAUGCUUUCAAAAAUAUAAGUUUUGGCAAAUGUAGUUAAUAAGUCAUGUACAUUUAGUGUGUUCUACUUGCUAGUGUUAUUAACCGUAUAAUUAAAUGAAUAAGCAUAUUAUUUAAUGUCCACAUUUGUUACCUUCUAUUCUAAAAAUCAUCCUCUGAAUUUAUCUGUAAGUCACAAAUGUUAUUGGCUCUGAAUUUAGCCAUUCUCAAUAGCAUUUUAUAUUCUACAGUAGGUGAGAAAGUAAUAGAACCAACUUGCUUAUGGUAUUUCAAACCAAUGUUGUUAUUCUGUGUACCAAUCAAUAUUUAGCAUUUCUGUUGCCUCUGGGUUGAUAAUGGUUUAACUUCAGGAAAAUAAUUGUUUUUCUCUGAAGUCCCUUUUUAGUAAUUUUUAACAACAAAAUUUACUACACUUUUGUCUGUUCUUCAGAUGUUUUAAUACUUCCUGCUAUUGCUAAUCUGAGACAGAAAUAACAAUGGAAUUUAAUUCUUAAGUCAUUGGUAUUGCUGGUGUUUUCCAGUAUCAUUACAUUUUUUACUGUUUUUCUUUUUCUCCUUGCCCACCAUAGAGGACAGUACAAAAGAGUGGUGAGUAGCCAAAACUGGAUGAAGUAGGGGAACUUCCUAAGAUGGAGAGGAAGGUAGGCAGCACAGUGAUAGUCAGCAUCUCAGCAGCAGGGUUGGCUGGGUACAGUUUCUGUGACAUCAGAAAAUCCCCCUGCUCUAGUCAUUUUAGCCUUAUCUAUUGUUGAUACCACUUUACUGCAAGAGUUGUUAAUGCAUGUAAGCAUUUAGUUUGAGUUAUUUUACCUAAGGAAUUUAUGUUGCUGAUUCUCUUCAGUUGGUCUGAUACUUUAAGAAAGUAUUUUAAUUUUAAAUAUCAUAAUUGUGUAGUGUAUGCUCACAUGAAGUGUUAAGAAUAAUGUGAAAGGUACAGCUAUUAAAUGCUGACAAAUGAAUAGGGUGCCCACAGUUUGACGAAAUAUCACCCAAUGCACACUGGGUCCCAGAAAAAACUGGGACCUUUUCUACAAGUCACCUAUUGCAAAAAAAGGAUAUUAAGUAUUACAGGAAAUUUUGUCACCAGAAGAAAACUCAAUAAUUUCUGUUUAUAAAGGUUGCUUUAUAAUUUAUAAAGGUCACUUUAAAAUUUGGGCUAUUUUGGAGAUCUCCGUAUCUGCUGGUAUUGUGAGUCCCUGUAAAUGUAAUGUAGUGCUUAAGACAGUUGUUCAACACUCUGGGCUUUUUGGUAUAUUGGUAGCUUUACAUAUAAACAAAGAUGUGGACAAAACAGCAACAACAGAAGGUGUACGUUUUAUUUUUGUGGCUUUGCUUGACUGUUGGACUAAGUACAGGGCUUAAUUGCUUAGGCUGUUAACUAAAAGGAAAGGUUGUCUGAUAUUGCAAGCUCUGUGCUCUUGUCAGUGUGCAUUGGGUGAUAUUUUAACCUACUGGUGCCUGAAGUUAGUGAUUUACAACCUCAACAACUAAAACAUCCUGGUGCUACUCACUUGAGCAUUGAGUGACAUUUUUAAUUCCUGUACCAAAGAGUUCAUUUUCUUUUUGGUUGACUGAGUUUUUUCUCACAUCCUUGUGUUUAUAAAGUAGAAUUUAAUAUUAUUAAAAACAAUUUUGAUGAACAGAUAUUACUUUUUUGCACACUGCUGCCUCAAUUUAAUUGGUUUUAAAUGCCUCUUUGGACACUUUUUUUGAGUCAGGCAGACUAGUACGAUUUUUCGUCUUUUAUUUUAAUAUAAAUUGACUACUUUAAAAGGUAGUUUUAAUAGGUUGAAGUUACGGAAGAUAACUGAAGUACUUUGCACAAUAUCUUUUUGUUUUUUUUUUUCUGCAGGAAUAAAUGGGAAAUGAUAACUCUACUUUUACUUCUAUAAAUUAACUAUAUAGCUUAUUGGGCCCUUUUAAUGAAUGCUGUAACAAAAUGCUAACAUGAAAAGUUAAGGGCUCAUUCUGAUUACAAAUGAAAAAUUGUACAUCUGUGUGUAUGUGUGUAUAAUCCUUACUGGCAUUAAAGAAUAUUUUCAUUUGCCUAUUUUACAAGUAAAGAUAAAAUUAAAGAACACUUUUAAAAAAAUGUAUGUAUACAUAAGUACUUUCCCAGGAGGAAAUGCAAAUGUACCUUGAUUUAAGCAGAACUGCUAAUAGAAAAUUGAAUUUUACAAAAAAAAAAAAAAAGUCUGGAUGUUGUUACUUUACAUAAAAAGUCAGAGUUAGGUUAUUUUAAAAACUAAUUCUGCUUAGUAAUUCAUUUUACAAGUACUGGGAGAAAAUACCCUUUAGAAGUACUUGUAAUUGUCCAAAUGUAAUACUGCUAUGCGUACUAUUCUGGUUCCCUAUUUUUCCACACAGACUUUCAAAACACUCAUUUACUGUCCUUGAAACUGUAACUGAUAUGGUUAAAAAUUCUGGCAGGAAGAUAAUAGUGUAUAUGUACUGGAAAAGUAGACAAUCACAUUUGAGAAUGUUUAGAUUCACUCAACUGAAACCAAUCUCUCCUUGAAUGUAGAUACAAUAUAUGGUUUUGCAGUGAAUUCUGAAUGGAAAAAAAGAAGUCUGAAAUUACAUGAAAUGUAAUGUAGAAUCAUUUGAAUGAUUUAUAGAAAUAUGGAUGGAUGUCCACAUCAUAAGAGGUUUGACAACAAAAUGGGAAGAAGCAACAUUAUGUCUCUCUCUCAUUGUCAACAAUAUAUUUCCUAGAUUUGUUGCCACAAUAAGGGUUGUUUGACUUGUUUAUGUAUUGUUUAAAUUACUGUGCUGAAUGCAGUUAUUUGUUCAAGUUACUGGGUAGUAGAGAAUUUAUCACUGUCUGCUGUCCUCCAGAGAUGGUAUCAAAAAGAAGUUGUUCCUUUAGCAUGGGUAGAAUGAAGCAACUAAAUGAUGCAAUAGGAAGAAUUUUCGCCACUCUUGCAGAUCAUCAGACAAGGGAGUUAUAAGUUGCAAGUCUGACACUGUGGAAACAGGAUAGGCUGUUGGAAGCUCUGAGCAGAGAUGAUCAUGCCUGUAUAAGCUCUGUGUCCUUCGAAUUAGUCUUUUAAAAAAAAUCUGACUGGCAAGUUUAAUGACUAGGUAAAGUUGUGUCUUUACCUCAAAUUGUGUCUAAUCCUUAACGUAAAAGACUUUUAAUAUUGGUAUAUUCCCAAGGCCAGAUGAAGAUACUGAUUUUUGUCAGGUGUUUUUUUCAUUCAGUGCAUAUGCUUCAAUCUGAGUGCUGUUUUGCUGUAUUGUCUAUUUUACCUUGUCUGUUCCCUUAAGAGCAACUAAAGAAAAUCUUUUCUAACAUUUCUAGUGCUAAUGGUAGCAAGGAAAAUAGUAGUGGACAGAUAUGGGACUAGAUUGUGAAGAGGGAGAAAAAUGAUGGGUGGGAGCUGUGUAUCUGAGAUACACAUGUUUAAAUGAAAAGUCUACACUGGUUCUUGAAAAACAAAUCAUGUAUCUACCUUAGAAACAAUGUUGUGUGUGUGUUUUUAAAUUUAUUUUAGCGAUUUAGUUUUAUUCGUGUAAUAUGUUUUUUUGCAGAUUGUUUUUAAUUUUAAAUUGUGUAAUUUUUACUUCUUGAAAUGUAUUAUGUACUGUAUUUUUAGAAAUCUUAUUUUUAAAUAAAUAUUUUUUAAAAAUA